Molecule: messenger RNA, 2286 nt
Organism: Calidris pugnax (ruff)
Lineage: Eukaryota; Metazoa; Chordata; Aves; Charadriiformes; Scolopacidae
Gene: G6PC3
Product: glucose 6 phosphatase, catalytic, 3
Exons: 7
Coding region: 927-1955 (342 amino acids)
Biological process (GO): glucose 6-phosphate metabolic process; gluconeogenesis
Cellular component (GO): membrane
Molecular function (GO): glucose-6-phosphatase activity
Source: RefSeq, a predicted model, not a curated record
CCUGGGCCUGCUCCAGGCCUGCUCCAGGGAGACCCCAGGGAGAACCCGGGCCAACCCCAGGCCUUCUCCAGAGAGGACCCGAGCCAACCCUGGGCCUGCUCCAUAGAGACCCCAGGGAGAACCCGGGCCAACCCCCAGCCUGCUCCACAGACACCACAGGCCACCCCCGGUGGAGCCAGGAAGGUCUCGGGCCUGGCCUAGGGAGACCCCAGCAGAUGCCGGGCCUGCUCCAGGCCUUCUCCAUGGAGACCCCAGGAAGAACCCAGGCCAACCCUGGGCCUGCUGCAGGGAUACCCCAGGAGACCCUAGGAAGACCCUGGGCCACCCCAGGGAGACCCUGGGCCUACUCCAUAGACACCGCAAACCUUUAGCAUGAAGACCCCAGGCCUGCUCCAGGGAGACCCCAGGCCUUUUCCAUGGAGACUGUAAUCUUUCUCCAUGAUUGGGGAGGUCCCAGGACACCCCAGGGACACCCUAGGCCUUCUCCAGGGAGAACCCGGGCCAACCCCAGGCUUGCUCCAAGCCUGCUCCAUGGACAUGCCAAGCCUUCUCCAGGGAGACCCCAGGCCUACUCCAUGAUGGAGACCACAAUCCUUCUCUGUGAAGACCCCGGGCAUUCUCCAGGGAGAACCUGAGCCAACCCUGGGCCUGCUCCAUGGACACUCCGGGCCUGCUCCAGGGAGGCACCAGGGCAGUCCCAUGCUGGCCCCAGGGAGGCCAGAGCUAAUCAGGGCAGCCUGACUGCUCCAGCAAACCCCGCAUUGAGGCCCCUGGGAUGUGCUCAUGCUGGCUCAACCCAGAGCACCCAUCGGUCUUGGUCCUACCGGCGCUGGCCCUCGGGAGACAGCCCCGUGGCACGCAGCGAUGCUGCCCGGUGCCACCAUCCCCACUGUGGCUCUCUGCAGCACCGGCCACAGCCCAGUGACAUGGAUUCCCUGCACACUGCUGGGAUCCGCUUCGCAGAGGCGCUGCAGGCCGGGCCGCCCUGGCUGGAAAAAUUUUGGAUCUCGGUGACCUCCUUGGCCGAUCCCAAAUGCAUCUUCACCGUCUGUUUCCCUCUCGCCUAUUUUCUGGACCGCAAGGUGGGGGUGUCGGUGCUGUGGAUUGGCCUGGUGUCCGAGUGGCUCAACGUGGUCCUCAAAUGGUUCUUAUUUGGGGAGCGCCCGUUCUGGUGGGUUCAUGAAUCGGGGCUCGCAGGAAAACAGCUGGUUGUCCUGCGCCAGUUCCCCGUCUCCUGCGAAACGGGACCAGGGAGCCCCUCCGGCCACUGUAUGGUCACAGGAGCAGCCCUCUGGCCACUUGUCACCGCUCUGACAGCACUGGCAUCCAGACACUCCAGGAGCCUGGUGGUGAAGAUGAGCCCCUUCGGCGCCUACGUCCUGCUUCUGCUGGCCGUGGGGCUCUCCCGGAUCUUCGUGCUGGCCCAUUUCCCCCAUCAGGUGGUCGGCGGCAUCCUGACAGGGGCAGUCUUGGGUUGGAGGCUGCAGAGUUGCACCCUGGCCACCUGCACCCUGGGCUUCUUCGUGGCCACCGGGCUGGCCCUGCUGCUCAGCUCCCUCGCCCUGCACAGCCUGUUGAUCGCCACUGGCAUCGACAUUGACUGGUCCAUCCGCUUGGCCACCAAAUGGUGCUCCAACCCCUCCUGGCUGCGCCUGGACACCCGGCCCUUCGCCUCCAUUUCCCGGGACACGGGCAGUGCCCUGGGGCUGGGGCUGGCCGCCAGCUUCUCCCUGCCCCAGGGGGCUCGCCUGGACCCCUGGCAGCGUUUGGCCAGCGCCCUGCUGGCCUUGGUGGCCAUACAGGUCCUGCACUGGUUCCUCCAGCCCACAGAUGUCACCCUGUGGUACAGCACCAACUUCUUCAAGUACGCCAUUGGGCCCUGGCUGGUGACGUUUCUCCUGCCCCAGCUUGUCCUCUCCCUCACCCCCCCGCGGAUGUCCCCCCACACCAAUUAGGGGUCCCCACUGUGUGACUCCUGCACACACACACCCCUGCCCCCCCAUCCCUCCUGGCUUUGCCCUUGGCUAUGCCCAUCACCAGUGGCUCCUGGCCUGAGCAUAGCCACCGGUUCCAUGCCAGGAGGACACCCGUUGUCCUUUGGGACCACAGGCCAGUUGUUUAACCCUCGCCCCCCCCAGGGCAGUGGGACCCCCCCCCCGCCCUUCCCCAGCAUGGGGCAGGAAGGGGGUCAGAGCUGAGGGGUGCCCCUGUGCUCAGCAGGUCUGGGGACAGCAUAGGGACAGCCCCAGCUUUGGGGUCACCCAUAAACGGCACUGGUUUCCACUU